UUUCUCUUUUUAUUUAGAUGAGAUAUCCUUGGAGCAGCGAAAUUUUUCCUUUUUCUCAAUGGACUCAAAGGUGCACCAAAGCAUAUCAGGCAGCACAACACAAAUGGCCUUAGCAAAAAGUACUUUGGAGUCCCAAGAAAGUAAUUUUCUUCAAACGUUUUUAUCAUCAGUUACCACUCCCAUUGAUGUGACUUCAUUUAACCAAGAAGAAAUGGUCAGAAUUUCAGAAGGGAGAAGUACACCAUUGAUAAAUUUCUCCGUAACAAGCAGUGAGGCAUUCUUAAGUGACGACAAAUUUAUUAGCCCAUUUCCAAAGGUGCAGUGGACUCCUCCACUGAAGUCUUCUGCAAUUUUAACAGAUCAUCACUCAGUUAAUACAGCAGAGCUACCAAGAGAAACAUUAGAAACUCCGUUACUAACACCUUCAUUAUCUGUCUUUUCUUCACCAUACGACAUCUUGAGAACAGCACAGCAGAAGACUCCACUGAGUGCUGUCCUUGAUUAUAGUACCAGUCUCACAGAGUUGGAGCCUUUUGUACCAGACAGUGGAAUACUGACUGCAAGCAGACACUUGCCAUUGCACCCAUCAGAUACAGAAGCAGGAUUUUCUCCAGAACAUGAUGUGGGCUCAGGUGAUUAUGCUGAAACUCUGUCAUUCACAGCCUCUGAAGUACAAGGCAUAACUCUGUCUACAACUGUAAUUGCCGACAAAUAUGAGUUAGAAGAGCCUACACCUGAGGUAUUUGAUACUUCUUUUCCAUCAAGACCAGUUGUUUCAUUUUCUUCAAGAUUUGCAGAAAUCCCUGCUUCAAGUUUGUUUUUAUUGAGCACUGUGGACACUGCUCUUGAUGACAGAAAACCUGCGAGCUCUCCUUCUUACCAUGAGCUGCUCAGUGAAACCUCACUGGACAUCUCUGCUGUCCAGUUUUCCCUGCCUGUCACAGGAACUGUGUCACUGGCACCAAACACUCAUGUAGAGCAUCCUGCUACCAGCAGUGUUCUGUUGGAGUCUGUGACCAUCGCAAGCCACGCAGUUGCAUCACUUGCAGUCAGCCCCACAACUUGGCUGGAGUCACCAGAACUUAAGCCAUCAGAAUCUGUAUUUUUAUUUGAUAAGAUAUCUACAAGGGAAGAGCUGUCUUUAAAUAUUUCAGAUUUUUCGCCCAAACUUUUAUCAACACCAUUUCUGAUUGAACCUAGCUACUUACUUCUGUCAUCAGCCGUGCUAACUUCUCACUCUGUCAUGCAGAGUGAUUUCUCAACACUGUUACCUCAGACCUUGUUGAGUGGAACACCAGUACUUUCUGAGGAUGUUUCCAGCUGGGACUUAGCUACCGCUGUCAGCUCUGCCACUGACUCUGAGCUGUCUUUGUUUUCUGUCGGGCAAACCUCGUACUUUUAUUCAAAUACAUUCUCUGUUCCAGGUGUGUAUGUACCUGAAAUAAUGCCAUCAUCAAGUUUUCUUUCCAACUCGUCUGUGUUUCUGGAAUCACCAUCAGUAUUGCUGGUGGGAUCCGAAGCCAUGUUUACCUCAGUUGUACCAGGAGCUACCUCUCAGUUAGAGCCUUCCCCUUCCUCCUUGCAGUCCGUGGCUCCCACCCUGGUGCUGCCCUCUUCUGACACCGGGCCUCUUAGAAGCAGCGUCCUGCUUGAUGAGACAAAUCUGAUCUCUGUGUUUACUACCUUCCCGACAACUCCUGUCUUAAAUGUGUCUUCAUCUCUGCUCUCAACUGGUCUGGCUUCGGAUGAGGAUAUUGGUGCUACAGUUAAGGCCACGCUGCUUUUAACAUCCCUCAGCGAGAGCAGCGCUCACACAACAGCCCUUAUGACCACAGACCCUGGCGGCCCGACGCAGCAUGCUGAUGCCAGCAGCAUUCUCCCCUCUCCUACAGAAUCUCUGUCUGUGACCACAUUGUUUGUUCCCACACAAUUUCCCUCGACUUCCCUCCCCCCCACGGGGUACGACGUUCCAACGGGAGCUGAUGAUGCUGACACAUCAGUUGCUGCCAGCACCAUCCCCACCACCACUGCCACCAGCACCACAAGCAGUUCUGGUGUUUCCUCCUCCCCUCCUCUGCUGACCUCCACUCGCCCUGGAGCCGCCAUCCUCCCCUCUGCCACCAGCACCACCAGGCAGCCCUACGUCUGUGACAUCGCGAUUCCUGACACGUACCUCGUCACUGCUGUGCUGGCCCGAAGAGCUAUUCUCCAAAACGUCAGUGAAUCCAUCAGAGAAGUGCUCAGAGCUCAGUUCAGGCGAUCAGUAGAGCUAGAGGUAAGUGGCAUGAAAUGUACAAGCACUCUUUGA
This is a messenger RNA of Meleagris gallopavo (turkey), 2308 nucleotides long. The record is from RefSeq and is a predicted model, not a curated record. Lineage: Eukaryota; Metazoa; Chordata; Aves; Galliformes; Phasianidae.